Messenger RNA from Dreissena polymorpha, 4631 nucleotides. RefSeq lists its product as uncharacterized. The coding region runs from base 104 to 1402 and encodes 432 amino acids. The transcript has 8 exons. Lineage: Eukaryota; Metazoa; Mollusca; Bivalvia; Myida; Dreissenidae. The record is from RefSeq and is a predicted model, not a curated record.
AGUCUUUUACCAACUUUUUGGUCGUAACGUUUACUACGAUUAAAACGGUUAACUGGCAAGGCGUUGUUCUUUGAAUUUGUAUGAUUCCACCAAUUCCUGAACUAUGGCCCAGCACACAAAUCUCGAUAAAGAACACUUAAUCGCCACUUCAUUAGGCAUGGAUAAGCUACAAAAAGAAAAGGGGCGGCGAAUGAAAAAGAAGAUAAGCGAGAAUACAAGAAAGGAAUCUAAACAAUCUUUUUUAGGUACAUCUUCAGAUACAAGCUGGGGUUUUUUACAAUCAUUGACUUUGUCGUAUUUUCAUAGACUUUUGCGUACAAAAGCCUUCAUGGACGUCUUUAAGCCGAAAGAACGUUAUGUUAACGCCACUUCAUUAAGCGGUCAGCAACGAAAACAAAAGCAGACCAUGCUAAGACGACCUAACUUGAAGCUUAGCGACUUUGAAAAAAAGGAAUCUGAAAAAUCAGUUGUGCUGUCAGAUGAACAUUUGCGUUAUGAAUCUAACAUUGGACUCAAUUGUGAAAGGUACUACAUGGUCAAUUUAAAGAAAGACCACGAUGAUAGUUUAACAACGAAAAUGAUGGACACAUAUCGCAGACUCAUGAACUCUGUUGGAGUCAUUAUGGUAGAUGGGAAAACCUUGGGCACAGGUUUUCGAGUCGGAAAAAUAUAUGUUGCAACGGCCUGGCAUGUUGUAAACGGCAUUUUAGAUCAUCGACUAACAGGAGUGAAAAAUUCGUCAAAUUUGCUACAAGCCUACAUUGUCUUCAGUGACCCUCCAGACGAUUGUUCUGCUACAAAAUACACUUUCAAACGAGCAUACUAUUCUGAUGAAGGCCUUGAUUUUGCAAUUCUGAAAAUAAGUAAUGCAGACAAAUCGUUACCACUUAAACUUGCAAUAAGGAAGGAACCAUGGGAACCACCUUUUAUGGGGGGAAGUGUUUCGUUAAUCAGUUAUGGUCAUCCAUCUAAACACAAUAAAAUUAUUGAACUACAAUGUAAAGUAGUCGUUUCUACAAAACAAGAGAUGCACAAAUUGCGGUUGUUUGUUCACAAACACGGAAACGAUCUUAAGUGCAAUUUGAAGGCGAACUGCGAAUUUAAAGUUGUUGACGAAUGUUCUAUCGGAUACGAUGCUGACAAAAAGAUAUUCAUUAAUUGUUUCGUGGAAAAGGGAGCUUCCGGGGCACCUAUGCUGGCAUGCAUUAAUCCGCUGUAUGACAUUGUUGAAGUCGUAGGGAUGUUGACUCAUGGGUUGCCAGAGUUUUACUAUUGCCUUAAUGAGGACUUUCAGAAACGUAUUCCAAACAGUCAACGAAUCGAAGCAGGAUACAAAAUGUCACAUGUUUAUGAAAAUAUGAAACAAAUUAAACCCGUUUUAGCGGCAGAUGUUUUUACAUAAGAAGCCUUUAUUAUUAUUGUCGAAAUGUAUAGUUGAGUUGUGUCCGGUGCCAGAGUGAACCAUACAUCGAAAUGUUGCUGCUUAUCACCCAUUAUUUAAAAAUACCAAGUUACCAGUUGGCGAUUUUUAUGAUAAAUCACUUUGGCAAGCGACUUUAUUUGUCCUCGCAAAAAUUUGACGGGGUGUACAUGUUACGUUGUUUUAUAUCACCUUAGCACAAAGUGCUUAGUCCAACUCUGACUUGCGUCCAUAGUCGUCCGGUGUGUGUCAUACGGUGUAUGUCGUCAACUGUUAGCUGGUAACCACAAUUUUCAUCAAUUGUAAUAAUAUUUUAAUGGACAAUAUCUAGGCCAAGAUCUAAUCACGUGCCUUCAAUGAGUAUGUAAAAUGUGAGAAAUAAACCCUGUUACCAUUUUGUCGACCGCAUUUAUGGCUCAAUCUUGAUGUAGCGUGGUCAUAAUGUUUAUGGCAAAAAUACCUUUGCCGAGUCUCGAUUAUGAGUCAUACGAAUCAAGAAACUAGUUAACUAGAUCAUAUCUUAGACAAAACUAUGUUGCCACUGUAUAGGUCACAUUUUGUGAAUGAAUCUUUAUAUAACUUGGUAAGAAUGCUUAUCUUGACAAUUUCUAGGCUGUGUUGAAAUCCGAUUGAUGUGUUACCCAAACUAGGUCACGGAGUAAAAUUUAAGAAAAACCCUGUUACCAAUAAGGAAGCCACAUUUAUGACUUAUUAAGUAUUUAUGAAACUUGGUAGGAAUGAUUUUCUUGACAAUAUGAAUUUCAUGUUUAAAUCUGAGUAAAAUUAGGUAAAAAAACAACAAGAUCAUGUCUUGAACAAAUGGUAUCAGUGUACUCAGUUAAAGAGCAUUCAUGGCCCUAUUGGUAAAUUAUAUUUUGAUCUGACAUAAUUUGGAUUGAUUCUGCUAAUAAAAAAAUGUAUUAAAAAAAGUGUGUUCAUUUACCUUAUAUUUCGAGCUGGCAUUUACAUUCCUUAUCCGAGUCAGUAGUCACUAAAUUAUUCUUAUUAUACCAAGUGAUUUAUAGACUUUGGAAAAAAUGUAAACUAUGGUACCUUUAGUAAAAACUUUGCAUGUCAACAUGAUUUAAAUGUUGCAAUUAUUAUAAUCAAAUUAAUAUAUGGUUUGAUAAUAGAGUAUUUUAAUCAGAAGUCUUAACUUUAUGAAUUCGUUUCAGAAUACGAACCGUGAUUUCCAUUGUAUAAUGACACGACUAGUGGUAUUAUUUAUGAGACAACAUUAUGAUUGAAUGCUAUUUAAGGAUAUGCGGUGCUUUUGCAUCAAAUGUUUCUUCUUAAAUUGUGUAUUCUUUAUUGCUUUUUUUUGUUAAAAUAUCCUGCUAUCAUAUGAAGCGAAAUCAAAUCAAUUUAUGAACAUCAAUUUUGGGAUUUUAUGUUUAUCUGAUGUUAUGUUUAUUACACAUGAUGAACUGUAAGUUUUCAAAAAUAAUAUCAGUUAGUGAAUGUCAAAUAUAAGAUUGUGUCAUGCACACUGCUGAACAUGUUUGAAUUUGUUUGAAUGUUUGCUGGUUUUAAUUUGUGUAUAUAAUUGCCUAGCAUAUUGUGAAAACAAAAUACCUGCGAUAUUUUAAUAUUUUGCAAAUGCUUUUUUAGGUAAAGCGAUUAAUAAAGACUCUGUAAAUUGAAAUGAUUGACUGUGAUUAAAGUUUCAAAGUUUACGUGUAUGCCCCCUGUACGCUUGCAUACAGCAGGCGCACUGUCCGUCAGGCCUUCCGUUUUUCGGUGGUUUUUUACGCAACGCUUUCAGAUAUAAAGCUGAUUUUCGGUGUGUGAGUCUACCUACAUGACCUACAGAUGAAAAGGGAGUUUUGUUCCAGUCCAUCGAUUGAUUUUUGGCGAAGUUAUGGGUCUUUGACAUAUACAUGUUAUAUGUAAUAACCGUUUUCAGGAGUUUUAUUUACGCAACGCUUUCAGAUACUGAGCUGAUUUUGGUAUGCAAGUCCAUCGAUAUAACUUAUAGAUGUAAUGAGAGUUUCGUUCCGGUCCAGUGAUUUUUGGCGCAGUUAUUGGCCUUUGACUUGGACAUUUUCUCAAAAAUAGCUGCUGUGCGUAUUCAAUGCGCAUGAGGGGGCAUUGCGUUUCACAAACAUUUAAUUUUUAUUUCUGAAUAGAAUUCUUUAAAUAAUAAAAAAUAUAUUAAAUGAAUACAACGUUAGUUUUUAAUUCUAACAUUUGAAAUGGAGCAUGUAAAUAUUCCUUAUCAUGUGCAAUAAAAUGUCCUUUAAAACAUUUACAUUUAUUGAUAUUAUAUUUAAUUAUUUGUAUUUCUGGAUCGAAUUGUUCUUGGCAAUGGAAUACGGGUUAAUUUUCCGAAAACUUUUGCAUGUUUGAAAACCUUUUUAGUUUUUAUAUUUAUUGGUAGCAUACAAUCUUUUAAAGUGUCCGAAAAUAAAAAUAUCAAAUUAAAGGCUGUGUGAAAUAUUUGAAUAAUAUGCUUAAAUAAAGAUUUAUUAAAAUGAUGUUGAAACAGAAAUAUCUGAUUUUUAUUAAAGAUCAUUGACGUUACUAUUAAUAAUUAAAGCAGUUAUCCCUGGGACACAUAUUUCAGCUGCCUUGAUUUCAGUAGCAAACGUUAAAUCGUUACGAAUGUAAUGAGAAUUUCGUUCUACAAUACCAAAAUAUUUUAUCUGUAACACUAUUGUAUUUGUGCAGCAUUCUCACUGAAGUGCACUGUUUUAGCGUAGUAUAAACAUUGUCAAAAAAACUUUGUCUUUGAUAUACAUUUCUUAUGUAAUAUCAGUACACCACUUAUGGUAUUAUGGUAUAGAAUGUUAAAGAGAGUAAUUAUAUUUAACUCUUCUGUCAAAACCACAACAAUUAUUCGAACAAAACAUUAACAUCAAUUUGUCUAUGAAGUAUUCAUUGAACAAAGGGGUCACUAGAGGACGGGACAUUCUUUCAAAUAACUUAUCCAGAACUUUUCUUUUCUAACACCAAUUAUUUAAUAAGUGUAUGGUGAGCCAUACGGGUUUUCUUGUGCCUUUUUGUAGAUAAUCAAAAAUGCAUUUCAAAAGUAUGUUGUAUUGGAUUCCUUAGAAAAGUUGGAAGUUAAUUCGUUUGUAUGUGUUUAAUUUUUUGUUUCAUUAUCAUUUUCUUUAAGAUAAGUAUAUGCCAGAAAAAUAGCGCUGGGCUACAUUUUAUUUUGUUUGUAUGUAUAUGUAUCCAAAUGCUUAUUAUUUUAUGUUCAAAUGUC